Messenger RNA from Aspergillus steynii IBT 23096, 1691 nucleotides. RefSeq names its product putative MFS maltose transporter. The record is from RefSeq and is a predicted model, not a curated record. Lineage: Eukaryota; Fungi; Ascomycota; Eurotiomycetes; Eurotiales; Aspergillaceae. Gene Ontology annotation, biological process: transmembrane transport; carbohydrate transport. Gene Ontology annotation, cellular component: membrane. The transcript is spliced from 4 exons. The coding region runs from base 1 to 1617 and encodes 538 amino acids. Gene Ontology annotation, molecular function: carbohydrate:proton symporter activity.
AUGAAGAGCGACAUCACAGAGAAGGAGACGUCAGCGACGGAGGUCGAGGCGCGGCCCGCCUCCACGGGCGGACCUGUUUACGAUGCUGGCGAGAAGGUCGACUACGACAGAACGGGCGCAAUCGAGGCCGAGGAGGCAGAACAUAAUAUGUCUGUACUCGAUGCUGUCAAGGCCUAUCCCGCUGCCAGUUGGUGGGCAUUCACAAUGUCAUGCACUAUUAUCAUGGAAGCAUACUGUGUUUUCUUAAUGGGACAGUUCGUAGCCACAGCUCAGUUCGCCGAAGACUUUGGUGUAUGGAGCGAAAAAAACCAAGAGUGGCUUAUCGAAGCUUCAUGGCAGUCAGCAUUUCAGUGUAGCGGGCCAAUUGGUGCCUUCAUCGGUGUAUUCAUCGCAGGUCCCAUUACCAGUUGGAUUGGAUAUCGAUGGGCGACCAUUGGCGGUCUCAUGUUCUUGAACGCCUUCAUUUUCAUCUUCUAUUUCGGCAACAGCCAGGGGAUGUUUUUCGCGUCCCAGAUUCUGGAAGGCAUCCCGUGGGGCAUUUUUAUCGCCAACGCACCCGCCUACUGUUCCGAGAUUGUGCCAAUGAGAUUGAGAGCCCCAGCGACACAAAUGUUGCAGAUGUUCUGGGCGAUUGGACAGAUCAUAGUCGGCGGUAUCACCUACCACUACCAAUCCAAGCCUGACUCGUCAUCAUACAGAGUUCCCAUUGCACUGCAGUGGAUGUUUCCCACUCCUCUCGCCAUCCUAAUCUUCAUUGCGCCGGAGUCUCCCUGGUGGCUUGUACGACAGGGCCGUCUGGCUGAGGCAGAGAAGGCUGUGAAACGCCUUGGACGGGCGAGUGCAAAUGACAAUCCCGCUGACGCAGUCGCAAUGAUGCGUCGCACGAUCGAACUCGAGAAGUCUGAGAAGAAGCCCAGUCUCAUUGAACUGUGGAAGGGUACGGAUCUCUACCGCACAUUGAUUGUGUGCGGUGUGUACGCAUCCCAGAAUCUGACGGGCAACCUGAUUGCCAACCAAUCGGUUUACUUUUUCAAACAGGCCGGCAUGGCAGACAACACCGCAUUUGCACUGGGUCUCAUCACUUCUGCCCUUCAGUGGAUCAUGGUCAUGCUCUCUUGGGUGCUCACCACAUACAUGGGCCGACGCACCCUCUAUGUGUAUGGUCAAUUUAUCAACUGCGCAUUUCUGGUCAUACUCGGUAUCGCAGCGUCAGUUGGAACUAGUACGGCGGCUAGCAACGCGCAAGCAUCACUUGGUUUGAUUGUCUCAGUCUUGUUCUGCUUAGGACCCGCCCCUGCCUCAUGGGUCAUCAUCGGCGAGACAUCAUCCGUUCGGCUCAGGCCACUGACAACUGGUAUCGGCCGAGGCGCAUACUACAUCGUCAAUAUCCCUUGCAUCUUCCUGUCCAGCUACAUGCUCAACGCUGAUAAGUGGAACCUGGGCGGCAAGAGCGGCUACGUCUGGGCUGGUACCGCCUUCAUCUGCACCGCCAUGGCUUGGCUCUGGGUUCCAGAGAUGAAAGACCGAUCCUUCCGUGAGAUCGACAUUCUGUUCAAGCGUCGUGUCCCGGCUCGCAAAUGGAAGAAGACCGUCGUCGAUAUCCGCGACGAUGAGUAGAUGGAGGUUUUGCUGCUCGGAGAAGCCUGGGCGGUACUGCUUGUGCAGGCGUGGAUGGCAGAGACAUGCCUUUG